Molecule: messenger RNA, 1419 nt
Organism: Leishmania mexicana MHOM/GT/2001/U1103
Lineage: Eukaryota; Euglenozoa; Kinetoplastea; Trypanosomatida; Trypanosomatidae
Product: putative amino acid transporter aATP11
Exons: 1
Coding region: 1-1419 (472 amino acids)
Biological process (GO): amino acid transmembrane transport
Molecular function (GO): amino acid transmembrane transporter activity
Source: RefSeq, a predicted model, not a curated record
AUGAAAGCAGCGGCGGCAGAGUGGGAGCCGAAUGUUGCGCUAGAGCAGAAUAUUCCGCGAGAGCUCGACACGUACGGCGAGGAACUUACUGAGAUCGAUGCCACCGAUGGCAACAAAGUGCCCGCGCAAGCUUGCCCAGAUGACAGUCUCCAUUCCAAGAACAGAGAAGACAAAGACCUCCGCAUCAUCGGUCGCCUCCUGCAGGUCAUGAUCCCGUACGGCGGUAUGCUAUCGAGUGGCUUCAACAUGGCCUCUACCACCAUCGGCGCCGGCAUCCUCGGCCUGCCGGCCGCCUUCCACAGUGUUGGCAUUAUUAUGGCCACUGCCUAUCUAGUACUGAUCACGGCUGAGACAGUAUACUCCAUGCGGCUUCUCGUCCAAGUUUCGGAGAAAACAGGCCUGCGCUCCUUCGAGGAGAUGGCAAAGCACCUUUUGCAUCCCCAAGCCAACAUCUUUGUCGCCAUCAUCCGUGCGCUGCACAUCUUCGGCGGCUCCGUCGCCUACGUUGUCACCAUUGGUGACCUCCUCAAACCCAUCCUCAGCUCCUCUGCGUCAACGCCACCGUUCCUUCUUACCUCCGUAGGCCUGAAGCUCCUUACGACAGGUUUCUGGCUGGUCUUUAUGUUUCCGCUCGUCCUGCCGCGCAGGAUCAACUCGCUCCGCUACGUCUCAGCCUUCGGUAUUCUCUUCAUCCUGUACUUAGCGCUCGUGGUCAUCACCCACAGUGCCAUGAAUGGAAUGAGAGCGCGUCCUCGUCCGACGACGCAGCUGAUUAGCACUGACAACAUGGCCAUCGAGGGCCUCGGCGUGUUCAUCUUCUCCUACAUGUGCCAGAUCAACUGCUUGGAAGUGGCGUUCGAGAUGCGACCUCGCAGCGUGGGCCGCUUCACCAUCUGCGCUGCCGUGAGCAUGACCAUCUGCGGGAUCCUGUACUACGCCACUGGCCUCUUUGGGUACCUUGACUUUGGCGAAAUGCGUGGCUCCAUCCUGCUGCGCUACAACCCACUUGAGCAACCGCAUGUGUUCGUGAGCUACAUUGGCGUGUUCAUCAAGAUCUGCGCCUCCUUUGGCCUCCUGAACAACGCGUGUCGCAGCGCUCUCUUUCCCCUCAUUGGCUGGGACCCCUACACCGUGGUGUACUGGAAGUACCUCGUCGGCGCUGUUUCUCUUGCUCUCCUCGUACUCGUGCUCGGGCUGUUUGUGCCGAACGUGAACAUAGUGUUCGGCUUCACGGGAGGUGUAUGUGGCGGUUUCGUUGGGUUUAUCCUCCCUGCACUGUUUGUUAUGUACGCUGGAGGGUGGUCGUUCCGCUCCGUAGGAGUAAUCAACUACUGCUGUACUUACCUUAUUUUGUUUGCUGGCGUGGUAGCCAUUGUCUUUGGCACUGCUGCCACCAUCUACAGCGUCGCUCCUAACUAA